This is a messenger RNA of Patiria miniata (bat star), 1411 nucleotides long. RefSeq names its product tumor protein p63-regulated gene 1-like protein. The record is from RefSeq and is a predicted model, not a curated record. Gene Ontology annotation, cellular component: cytoplasm. The transcript is spliced from 5 exons. NCBI's taxonomy places the organism in Eukaryota, Metazoa, Echinodermata, Asteroidea, Valvatida, Asterinidae. The coding region runs from base 78 to 980 and encodes 300 amino acids.
GAUACUAGACCACAAUUUUUUUAGCGCUCUUGUCACGUAGGAUUCUCUUGCAAAACAGAGUGAUUUUAUUUGCGAAAAUGACGGAUAACCAGCAAGCAAACGGCAACACGAGCAUAGAAGAUAACCUGGAUGACAGCUCGAUGCCUGAGGUGUCAUUCCAAGGUGGGACACUGUCCCUAAAUAGUGUGGAAACCAAUCUGUUGCACGAGGAAAAAAAACCUACCGCGCCGUCGACUUUGCCACUUGCGAACGCCAACAACGGAGCCAACAACGCGAACUUCGUCAGAGGUCGGCCGAAGAGCGCGCCUCUGUCCCCCGUGGUUCAGGACGGAUUUUACGCCUCAAAGAUUGGCCGGCUUGAGUCUGCUGUUCUUGAAUGCAAGAAGGCAACCAUCAAAAGUGACAUGGAUGGAGAAGUCCAGGGAGUCUGGCUUCUCACAGAGAUUGACCAUUGGGAUAAUGAGAAGGAACGUCUGGCCAUUGUGACAGACAACAGCCUGUUGUUGGUCAAGUAUGACUUUGUGGCCGGUGCAGUCCGUGAGUUUCAGCGCAUCAAUCACAUUGCUGUGGAUGCCUUGCAGAUUGGCGUCUUUUCCUAUCCAGAAAAGUCUUUGGUCAGCCCAAGGGAUGGCACCGGUUUACGCAUCAUCUGGAGUCACGGCCGCCAGCCGACAUUCAUGGAACGUUGGAAUCCAUUUUGUUCCACCAUUCCAUGGCUGACACUGACUAGUCAUCCUCUGGAGCAUAGCGGGACACGUGAGGAAGACACAUACCAGAUUGACCCCUUCAAGAACGUCUACAUCCAAGCCAUCAACAACUGGCGUCUGAAGCAGAACCAGGCGCUGAGCAACGUCUCCUCCAGCCCGGUCACCAUCGUCGACGCUCCUAUCGAGUGUGACGUCAUGCUGGGGCUAGCAUCAACGGUUCACAACCAGAGCCGUCUGGGAUUCUACCGUGAGAGAGGUGGCGUCAGCUUCUAAAGAAUCAGAAACUAUUCCCAGAAAAAAAGAUAAGGAAUUGUGUUUUCAUGUAAAUGUUACCAAGGACUGGUCAUGUCCGACUAAUUUGUCAAAUUGAAAAGAAAAUAUAUUUCCUGUCUUUUUCUUAUAGUACCAUGAUAUUUCAAGUACAGUUUAAGUGUGAGCUAAGUGUAUUUACAGACAUCUACGUGUUAAAAAGUACCAACAAAAAUUGUGAAAAGUACAAAAGCAAUUCUGCAUGGGAAUUUAUUACCUUGUUUUUCUAGAAUGAUGUAAAUAAAAAAAGAAGAAAGAUAAUUGCUUUUCAAAGCUAAUGCUUUUCAGACUUAUUUUUCAGAGUUUAGCUUCCAUUGCCGUUAUCGAAAGUGGCAGUCAAAUUAAGCCUGAUAUUUUCGCUUCACUUUUGAUGUUGAGAAAAAAAUAUAUGAUUU